AUGCUCUCAACGAUCACCAAAGCAACAGCUCUCCUGACACUUUUGCCCUCGGCAACAUUGGCACUUCCUGGCACACAUCUUGACGUGCCUUGGAAAGAGAUUGGUAUCUACUCUGGCUCUGUGGCGAAGAAUGUUGCAAAGAGGGAUCACGGCUAUCCAACUGGGUGCAACCAUGGACCAGCGGCGAGAUCCUGCUGGAAAGACAACUACAAUGUCGACACUGACAUGGAUCUCGAAUGGCCCACCACUGGCGUAAUCAGAAAGUACCACCUUGAGAUCACAAACGUCACAAUGGCGCCAGACGGUUUUGAGCGACCUAUGUCCGUGUUCAACGGCCAAUAUCCAGGACCAACCAUCGAGGCAGACUGGGGUGAUGAGAUUGAAAUCGCAGUCACCAGCUAUCUCGAGAACAAUGGAACCGGUGUGCACUGGCACGGACUACGCCAACUUGGUUCCAACGAGAUGGACGGCACCAACGGCAUAACUGAAUGCCCCAUUGUGCCAGGCGGAACCAAAGUUUACCGAUUCAAGGCUACGCAAUACGGCACCUCGUGGUAUCAUUCGCAUUAUUCAGUCCAGUAUGGUGAUGGUCUUGUCGGCCCCAUCAUAAUCCAUGGCCCGGCAACAGGCGAUUACGAUCUCGAUCUUGGAGUCCUACCAUUCAGUGACUGGUUCCAUGCUACCACCUUCACAGUGAAUCACGCGACUCUUCAUGCAAAGGGUCCGCCAACUGCAGAUAAUCUGUUGGUGAACGGUUCUAUGACGUCAAGCUCUGGAGGCCAGUAUGCAGUCACAACCUUGACCCCCGGAAAGACUCACCGACUUCGUCUUGCCAACAUGGGCAUCAACAACUGGGUGCAUGUUGGCAUUGACGGCCAUCCUUUUACAGUAAUUGCAGCAGAUUUCGUUCCUGUUGAGCCAUUUCAGGCUACUUCUCUUAGCAUUGCAGUCGGACAACGAUACGACGUUAUCAUCAACGCAACCCAGCCUGUUGGUAACUACUGGCUUCGCGUAGGCACAGGUGGACGCUGUGACGGCCCGAACGCGAAUGUCGCCAACAUCGGUAGCAUCAUUCAUUACGCGAGCGCCGAAGACGCCAACCCCAACUCCACAGCUGCCGCACCUUUACCCGCUGGGUGUUACGAUGAGCCCAUCGUCCCUUACGUCAAAACGCAUGUGCCUCAGCAGGUGCCGGAGGAGUUGAAGCUCUCGUUCACUGACACCGGGGGUUUCAACAGCAGCGAUCUUGUCCAGUGGAAGGUCAACGAUGUGCCCAUGCUAAUCGACCUCGACAAGCCGACUCUGCAGACUAUAUUUGAAGGAUUCACUGCCAACCAGACCUGGGGUCGGACUGAAAAUGUCAUCGAAGUCGGUAACAAGGGCCAUGCAUGGCAAUAUUGGGUCAUCCAGCAAGACAACGUUACCACACCCCCUAUUCCUCAUCCCAUUCAUCUGCACGGCCACGACUUCUUUGUCUUGGGGCAGCAAGCGAAUGCUAUAUGGAACGGAGAUAUCUCGACUCUGAACAUGGACAACCCGAUCCGACGUGACACUGCCACGCUUCCUGCGCUAGGCUAUCUCAUCCUUGCAUUUGAGUCCGACAACCCUGGAGCAUGGCUGAUGCAUUGCCAUGUCCCGUUCCACGUAUCUGGAGGUCUUGGCGUCCAGUUUAUUGAGAGGAAGUCGGAGAUUCUCGCGACCAAUAGUAAACUUGGUGCUAUGCAACAGGGUUGCGUAGAUUGGCAGAAGUACCACGCCGAGCACUGGCCCAAUGGUGUUCUUAUCGAAGGUGACUCAGGACUAUAG
Messenger RNA from Didymella exigua CBS 183.55, 1806 nucleotides. RefSeq names its product multicopper oxidase. NCBI's taxonomy places the organism in Eukaryota, Fungi, Ascomycota, Dothideomycetes, Pleosporales, Didymellaceae. The transcript is spliced from 7 exons. Gene Ontology annotation, molecular function: oxidoreductase activity; copper ion binding. Bases 1 to 1806 code for a protein of 601 amino acids. The record is from RefSeq and is a predicted model, not a curated record.